UAUGUUUUUCUCCCCUCAGGAGCAGAAACAUUUAAAGAAAUCACGGAACUUAUUGGUGGAUCUGUGUUCUUGAAUCUAAUAGAGACAAAGCUGAAACAUUUCUUCCAGGUAGUCUGGAAAAAGAGAAAACACAGAAAUUGCUUGGACAAAAGGUUCUUGGUUUUGGUGCUAUGAGGAAUAUGUUAACAGGUCUGAGAAUGUGUCUGAUUACAGUCUUAGACUAGACGGGAUUCAGGAAUGUGACUGUGGCAGAUAUUCUACAGAAGUGAACGACAGAGAUGGGAGAACCAUAUAUGAAGGCAUUGCUAAUGUGAAAGCUGGCUCAGUCACCUGGACCGGUGUGCUCAGCGGCGGCUCAGCAGUCUUUUCUGUGGGAAUUCAAAGUCUGCAGAACCUCUCCAGAAUGAGCAAGAGGGAUGUGAAAUGCUUGACAACUGUCUUAAAUGAUAAUUUGUUGGCCAAGUGCGGCAAUUCUGCCAGCAGAUGCCUGAACUUGCAGAAUGGCUCUCUAGUGCUGAGGAGCGUGGAGAAAGAGGAUGAAGGAAAAUACGAGUUUGUUUUUCACAACACCACCAGCACUUUUACACUGGAAGUGUUUGAGCCGGCCAUUGGUGUCCAGUGCUUCCCUAAUGGGACUGGAGAGUUGUCCUGCGACGUGACCAGCAGCAAGGGCACCACCUUUCAGUGGCUGCUGAAUGGCACUGCGCUGAAGACCCCUGAGGCUUGCAUUAAGGAUGGUGGGAAGAAGGUUCGCCUGGACAAAACCGUGCCUGGGGAAUUUGUAUGUGAGGUUUACCAUGGGAACAGUGUCACAAGGACCAGGCCCGUUGUGCUGUCCUGCAGUUAUGGAGACCUGCUGCAGUACCCGUGGUUCAUUUACAUCCUGGCAGGAUGCGCAGGGGGUGCGGUUAUCCUGGUGGUGGUUGUGUCCUCAGUCAUAUGUUGCUGCAUGAAGAGGAAGCACAAGUUCAUCCCAGUGCCUUCAGAGGAGGAGAAGGAUGAUGGACUAACAAUGUCCGUGGUCUCCAGUGAAGGUGUGAAGAGCCCCCCUGAUGGAGACCACGUUGAGGCUCAAGCUGCCCAAAUCGACUGUCCUUCAAAGCCUGAUGCUGCCCAGACUGGUCAAGGCAUUGAGCCUGAGCCCCCUGUGGAAGAAAAUUUGCCAGUGGAGAUAGAACCUGAGGAAAUGCCAGACCCAGCGGUCAUAAUUGAUGUGGAAAGCCAGGAAAACGCCUCGGACUGUUUCCCGGAUCCAGCUGAUGACUGAUCUGGUGUGCUUGCCAUUCCGCCCUGUCUUGAAGCCUAUGACACUCGUCCUUUGCAUCCCAUAGUCUCAUUGUGUGUAAGAAUUGUUCUGGAAAAUUUUAGCAGGGAAAGAUGUGAGGUGUCAGGCCUACUAACCUCAUUUAAAAAAAAAAAAAAAAA
This is a messenger RNA of Haliaeetus leucocephalus (bald eagle), 1425 nucleotides long. RefSeq lists its product as uncharacterized. The coding region runs from base 404 to 1267 and encodes 287 amino acids. The transcript has 6 exons. NCBI's taxonomy places the organism in Eukaryota, Metazoa, Chordata, Aves, Accipitriformes, Accipitridae. The record is from RefSeq and is a predicted model, not a curated record.